CUCCGUCGUGAGAGCUUCGCAGAACCCGGCCAGGAGUGCGGACGGUGGCGGAGAGGGGUCAUGAUUCCCGUCUUGGCGAUUACCCGGAGGGGGCUUUUGGGGGGCGCCUCGGGCUGCAGUCUUGCUCUGUCUCAGGGCGUGAAGACCGGUGUCCGGAGGCUUCAGGAGGUAGCAGACGAUGCAGCCAGUCCGGCGACUGAAGAGCCAGAGGUUGUACAGAAGAGUGACUUCAGCUUUUUCCCUCCGGUGCCAGGAAGAGAGAGUUCUCUGAGGUGGGCUGGAAAGAAGUUCGAAGAGAUCCCAAUAGUUCACAUCAAAGCAACAUAUAACAACACUCACGUCCUGGUGUCCUCGCAUGAGAACGUCCCGUUGGCCCUGUCUACCUGUGGCACCGAAGGGUUCAAGAAUGCGAAGAAGUCCAGUGGCAUUGCUGCACAGGCGGCUGGAAUCGCGGCAGCAAUAAAAGCCAAAGCGAAGGGCGUGUCCCACGUGCGAAUCGUGGUGAAGGGCCUGGGACCCGGGCGAAUGGCAGCCAUCAAAGGACUGACCAUGGGCGGCUUGGAGGUGAUCUCUCUUACGGACAACACCCCGAUUCCACACAAUGGCUGCCGGCCUCGGAAGGCACGGAGGCUGUGAAGCUGGGAGGCUGCAAGGCAAAGAGAAGACAAAGUCUGUGUCGUCGUGUUCCCCCGGAUGUCUGGUUCUGAGGGAGCAGUGUAGUCCUACCCCACCACUCCCUUCCAUGCAACUAUCAAAAUGGAGUCAGGCUCAAUUUUUGCCUCUAGAACAAGCAAGAGAGUUUUUCUUUUGUAAUCUUUUGAAUGAGAAACAUCUAUAAAGUCUUUAGGUUAAA
Molecule: messenger RNA, 853 nt
Organism: Elgaria multicarinata webbii
Lineage: Eukaryota; Metazoa; Chordata; Lepidosauria; Squamata; Anguidae
Gene: MRPS11
Product: mitochondrial ribosomal protein S11
Exons: 6
Coding region: 61-636 (191 amino acids)
Biological process (GO): mitochondrial translation
Cellular component (GO): mitochondrial small ribosomal subunit; ribosome
Molecular function (GO): structural constituent of ribosome
Source: RefSeq, a predicted model, not a curated record